AUGGAUCAUUCCCAGUGCCUUGUGACUAUAUACGCCUUGGUGGUUCUGCUGGGUCUCCGGCUAGAUCAAGGCGCCUGCCAGCACUAUCUGCACAUCCGACCGGCUCCCAGCGACAACUUGCCCUUGGUGGAUCUAAUCGAGCACCCGGACCCUAUCUUCGACCCCAAGGAGAAGGAUCUUAACGAGACCUUGCUAAGGAACCUCAUGGGCGGACACUUCGACCCUAACUUUAUGGCUAUUUCCCUGCCCGAGGACCGGCUCGGGGUGGACGAUCUAGCCGAGCUGGACUUGCUGCUCAGGCAGAGACCCUCGGGAGCGAUGCCCAGCGAAAUCAAAGGGCUGGAGUUUUACGACGGGCUGCAGCCGGGCAAGAAGCACAGGCUGAGCAAGAAGCUGCGCAGGAAGCUGCAGAUGUGGCUCUGGUCCCAGACCUUCUGCCCGGUCCUAUACACGUGGAACGAUCUCGGCAGCCGCUUUUGGCCCCGGUACGUCAAAGUGGGCAGCUGCUACAGUAAAAGGUCUUGUUCAGUCCCAGAAGGCAUGGUUUGCAAACCUGCCAAGUCCGUGCAUUUAACGAUCCUGAGGUGGAGGUGCCAGCGUCGGGGAGGGCAGAGGUGCACAUGGAUACCCAUCCAGUACCCCAUCAUUUCGGAGUGCAAGUGCUCCUGCUAG
Cygnus atratus (black swan) is the source of this 672-nucleotide messenger RNA. RefSeq names its product noggin (gene NOG). The transcript has a single exon. Lineage: Eukaryota; Metazoa; Chordata; Aves; Anseriformes; Anatidae. The coding region runs from base 1 to 672 and encodes 223 amino acids. The record is from RefSeq and is a predicted model, not a curated record. Gene Ontology annotation, biological process: negative regulation of BMP signaling pathway; dorsal/ventral pattern formation; negative regulation of cell differentiation.